AUGUCGUUGUUUGGUGGUAGCGCUCCGCCACCGCCCUCCUCCUACGAAUCUACAACCUCAUCGUCUUCAUCGGCGCGCUCGUCACCGUCAGUCGAGGAGAUCCCGGACCCGCGCAACGUGCAAGAAGCACACACUCCCGCUAUCCCGAUUUCUUUAGACGUAAACGAUGACCUGGAUACCGAUAGCGAGUCGGCACGCGACGAGUCCGAGGAAGAGGACGACGACGACGAGGUACCGGCGCGCCCGAAUCGCUUUGACGGACCGCCCCAAACAUGGCAGAGCUACACAGAAGCGGAUCGCCAGAUAGCCGACUCCCUCGAUCAGCUGCAAGAGACAGAUCUUGCAGUACAUCUGUACAACGCGUAUGCGCUCAAGCGCCGGUUACGACGAGCGCCAGAAGACACGGCGAAGUUCAAGAACUGGCAGAGUAGGGACAACUGGCUCAAGACUGGGCAGGAUCUAGAAUACGUGGAUGCGGCAGGAUUUACGCAGACGGCGGUUGUGCCUUCCAAAGAGUGGACGGCAUGGCCAAUCCCUCCAGACGAAGAGCCUCCGAGCAACCAUGUGGACGAAUGGACUAUUGGAAGUGCAAACACCGAAGAUGCAGGAGAUGAGCUGCGAGAGGAACUCCUAGCUGUUUUCUUGCGGCUGGCUAAAGAGAAGUGGAACUCACGCGAAACGCCCUUGUCUGACUCCGACGCUGGAGACCACAUAUCAGCUUCGCGAAGCAGAUCUCGAUCACAAAGCGCCGAUACUGCGAAACUGAACAACAAGCCCAGGGCACAAGCCAGGAUGGACGACGUCGAGGACGGCAAUGAUACCGAACGCGAUCAGACGACUGGAAAGAAACGUGGCAGAAAACCUCGCAUAGAGAUACUCGUGGAGCCGACUUUGUUAGCAGACGACGCUAGGGCACAGCGACUUCUCCAGCCGACAAUACAGAACAUGAUGGGGAAGCUAGACAAGCUGGCGCUAGCCAUCCGCCGAACGCGCGUCAAUCACUUUGGUCGUGGAGAGCUAGGCGAUUCUUCUAUGAGCGAAUACACUUCAGGUGCCGAGUCGAGCGGUCCGAGAUCAAGGUCUACAUCGAGAGCCCGAUCGAAGAGUGCGACAGGCCGCAGAUCUAGCACUCGACCACCUUCGCGCGCAACGUCUAGAGAGGUUGAUCGCACAGUACGACAAAAGACAAAAGCCGCCAGAAAGGCAACAGAUGAAAGAGAGCCCGCCAAUGACGAUGACAUCUCAAGCGGAGGAUCUGACUGGGAACAGUCUAACAAGAUCCCUCGCGAACGGAAGCGCCGCAGAUCCUCAAGCAGCAUGGGCGAUAGCGAUAGUUCCGGAGAAGAAGGGAUACUACGGGAAGGGCUUUUGGACUGGAGUGAAGUGCUUGGACUAGCAGCAGUGCAAGGCUGGAACGAAGGAGCUAUCGCACGUACAGCCCAGCGCUGCGCAACUCUGUUUGGCGAGGGCAUGUCUUUCAUGCCCUUCCACGAAGCCCUCGCAACAAAAGCCGCCCCCGAACCCAUAUCCUACACACCUCUGACCAUACCGCCUCCGACCAUCCCCUCGAUCUCACAGCCUCCGCCACCCAAACGACCCUUCUUCCAAAUCGGCACACUGCGUUGCCCGCACGCAGAUUGCUGGAGGCACGAGGAAGACGCCCCGUUGGCCUACCGCGUCGUCGAGCAUUGCAUGCGAGUACACGGCUACGACCCUAGAACUAAUGACUCGGACAAUGAAGAACGGACGGUUGGUGGUGUGCAUAUUGAUGGGUUCUUACGGCCUAUUACGGCGAAGCAGGGCUGGCUUGGGAAUGGGAGGGCGAAGGCUGGGAAGGUUAGCAAGAGGGCGAGGACGGGGCAGAGUAGUAGUCGGGGGGUUUCAGAAGCGGCUUUGAGUGCUGGGGAGGAAUAG
Molecule: messenger RNA, 1914 nt
Organism: Alternaria incomplexa
Lineage: Eukaryota; Fungi; Ascomycota; Dothideomycetes; Pleosporales; Pleosporaceae
Exons: 1
Coding region: 1-1914 (637 amino acids)
Source: RefSeq, a predicted model, not a curated record